UAAAAUGUUAAUAUAAAAUGUUGAUAAAAUGUUAUUUCUAAUAGUAAAAAAAAACUAUUUGAUUUCUUGGAAAUCAUCUCGCGACCCCUCCCCCUCAAUGUCUCACGACCCCCCAGAGGGUCGCGACCCCUACUUUUGGAACCACUGGUUUAAAUUACCUGCAAACCCACACCAGAUCACUGCCUCGAUGGACAGCAAAGCCUAAAAACUGUCCACCUCAAAAAGACCCGAGUAGUUAAUUUUUCUUUAACUUCCUGGAUGCCACAAAGACAUCUUGCUUCUUAUCAUUUGAUCUUUUUGCAAUGACUACAUGCUCUUAUACUCGUUAGUUUUCCGUACAGAAUAUCAUUAAGCUAUAUUAAGGGGUGGCCACGUUUUAAGUGAAGAGUUUUGCACCUACUGUAAACUACAACUCCCAUAAAUAUUAUCGAGGCGAGCGCACUCCUGUGUGUGAAAACAAGGACGGUCUCAUAGUGCGCUGGCUCGCGAAUCCUAUACGGUGCACUGUCUACUUUUGUUUUUCUUCUCUCUGGAUCUCGUUGUGUUGUUUAUUAUGACUUACUCUAAUUGAAUGCAGUAAAAAUGGAGGUCGUUCCUGCUAAACCUUACUUCUUCGGGGACAUCGGAUUCUGGGCUGAAAGAACAGAUGUCCACAAGGCGGCGGCGCAGGGCCAGGUGCCGGAGCUGCAGCGGCUGAUCCAGAGUGGGGCCUCUGUCAACAUGGUGGCGGUGGACUCCAUCACCCCGCUGCAUGAAGCCUGCAUACAAGGACAGGCACAGUGUGUGAGGCUGCUGCUGGACGCGGGCGCACAGGUGGACGCGCGGAACGUCGACGGCAGCACCCCGCUAUGCGACGCCUGUGCUGCAGGGAGCCUGGAGUGCGUCAAACUGCUGCUGGAACACGGUGCCACCAUCAACCCGGCCCUGACGUCUCGCACCACCUCGCCUCUACACGAGGCCUGCAUGGGCGGUGGGGCCUCAUUUCAGCUGCUGUCAAUGAGUGAUGAGACAGAGAAUGUUAAGAGUUUUGCAUUCCUUGUGAGCAACAUGAUGCCAACCCGGGUGUAUAUGCGAGGGUUAGGGUUAGGGUUAGGGUUAGGGUUAGGGUACACCUGCAUGUGCGUGUUCAGGGGUGAAAAUGCAACCUGUGCUGUUUGUCAUUAUUCUCCACUUCCAAGUUUGUUUAUAAUAAUAAUAAUAAUACAUUGUUCAUUAAUAAUCGGGCAUGCUUUAUGUUCAAAGGUUGUGAUGGGUGAGUAUAGUCUCCGUGGAAACGGCAUGUAUGGUCAGGGUGAGUUGGCGCUGAGGUCGGCUGACUCCCGCCCACCCGUGCGUGUGACCUCAGGUAACCCGGACUGCGUGCAGCUCCUCAUCACGGGGGGGGCUCACCUGGAGGCCUACGAGCUGUACUCCGGGACCCCGCUGCACGUGGCAUGUGCCAAUGAGCAGGUGGAGUGUGCCAAGGCUCUGCUCAAAGCGGGUGCCAAGGUCAACGCCGCCCGGCUCCAUGAGACGGCUCUGCACCACGCAGCCAGAGUGAAGAACGUGGAUCUGGUGGAGAUGCUGGUGGAGUUUGGGGGGAACCUUUAUGCCCGGGACAACCUGGACAAAAAGCCCAUCGACUACACCAAGCCCGGGUGCCCCACAGCCGCCUGCCUGCAAUUCUAUGAAAGCACACCCCUGAGUCUUCAGCAGUUGAGCAGGGUGUCUCUGAGGACAGCGCUGGGCACAAGGGCACUGGAAGCUGUGUCCAAGCUGAGCGUCCCCAGCAGAAUCAUUAAGUACCUCUCCUACUGCUGACCCACCACUCAGCUCAGCUCCACCAGCACAAAUUUAGCCACAUUAAGCUAUAACAUGCACUCAGAGGAUCACAAACCCACUAAGGGAGAGAGUGGGAGCAGGGGCUGGCAUCUAGGACUAGUAAGUGAAAAACAUCAAUCCCACAAUGCAACAUUCUUCCCAGAUUCUGUGCCCAAUGAACCUGCUGGCUCCCAGUCAGACACGAGUGGGAGGAGCAGAGUGCUUCCUGGCCAGAAUAGCACCCCACGGCAGCCGGGCACUAAGUGACAGAGUUUCACACCAGCACACCUGUUGCUAUGACAGAGGACCGCAGGACACUCUCAAAAUAAAAGGGUUUGUGGCAUGUCGCUCAGAGCGAAAUAGCACAGAUGCUCUCCAGAUACCCCUGCUGUCCUGGCUAAACCCCCUACACGGUCCUGUUCAUUUUUAUUUCACCUUGGAGGUGGAUCAGUGAGAAGAUGGUAAAAACUGAUGAGUCUGUCCCAUAACUGCCUCUGUGGUUACGCUGUUUGUUGUAUCCACUGAAUUUAAUUGUUUUAAAAUCUGUCAUUUUAACUGCUGUCGAGUCAAGUAAAUAUUUGCUAGAGGAAGUCAUUUUAGUUAUUUGGACAUUUUCCACAGUCCUCUGCUGGCAUGCCUUACUGAUCAAGGUCACACUGGUAAAUUAUUGAUAUAAUUAUCCAGCAAGCAGGCAUCUUAAUUCAAAACAGUUUAUCGGGGUCUCUUUACGGCAGGCAUUUCCUGUUUAGCAUUCAGCUGGGCACCAGCGGCCUUGCUGGUGCAGCUAACCUGGUCACCUUUCUCACGUCUCACCCUCACACGCACUUUUGGAGCACGACACGGCCUCCCGGUGUCGGCUGACAUCAACAUCGUGAGGCGAGAACAUCACUGGCAUGUGGAGAUGCUCGGUGUGGGGUAGUAUACAGUUUGGUGGGGGGGGGGUCUGUGCGGAGAGCAAGGAAGCUGGGGUCUAAUUACUCCCCAAAAUGGUUCUUUUAACAAAAAUGGGAUGCAUCGCUUGAUGUAAUUUAGUAAUAAAUUGUUUACGAGACAUGAGAAGGUCUGAAGUUUUGGCAAGGAAUUGUUGUUUUCCUAGAGCAGCCGCAUCCCAUUUUAAUCAGGGAAAGAGAUCCAGCAGGAGACCAGAACAAUGCAAGAGGUUCCUGUUCCUGUUCACCACCUGGUAAACGUAGCCUGGAGCCGGACUGGCCCUUCGACAGUGAAGCCCAGGAGACACUCAAGGACCACAGCCCCCACCUCACAGGCCACAGCCCCCACCUCACAGGCCACAGCAUCUUCUCCAGCACUAACCUACACCCCCAAAAUCACACACCCAGAGACAUCCCCCCAUAAAACUCAUUAUUACAAUAUCAGGCAAAAAACAACACAGAAAGACCCCCCCCCCCAAAAUACUACCCCACAGUUGUCUCUCAAAACAUCAGAUGCUCAGAUAGCACACUGCACCAUGUCCAUAAUAGUUAAGCCCCUUUAAAAUGAGACCCCACACAGAUCCCAGGCAUGCUAGUGUCAGGAUUCACAAUCACAGCCACAUCAACUUCAACAUACCGGUACCAGAAAACCCCACCUAUUGAGCCCCAAAAUUCCAGACCUAACAGCAUUAAGUCCCUCCUACUCACACAGAGCUCUUAAAACCCAAAUACCUCCAGUACAUCUACCAUCACACCCUGUUUAUCUAACAGCAGCUCCAUAGGUGAGAUGCCAAGAGAACCCAGGCCUACACCUCACCUUAAUAUAACACCAGGACUGUCCUCGUGAUCCGGUUUACUCUGUUCAAGCCCUUACACAAAUAUCCACAGUCACAGGCAGUAGGAACUGGGAGGGUGGAGGAUCGGGUACCCCCCAAUAUCAAACCAUUGGCCCCUGUCCUGGCAAAAAAUUAUAAGCGGUCUUAAUUUAUUAGAUUUUACUCUGUAUAAUUAUACUUGGUGCUUUUUGUACAUUUGCACUGUGCAAAAGUCAGUCAAAGAAAAUUAUGUUUGGUUGAUCUUCAUGUUGGUGUAAAACUUCUAUAUGUGUGUCUUCAAAGUGUGUCAGCUAAUUUAUUUCCAAACCUCUCCUAAAGACAUCCCACUCUUCACAGGAACCAUCCCAUAUAUGUUUAUAUUGGUUGACUCAUACCAUGUUUGGCUAAUUAAUACCUCAUCAAAUUAAGUUAAUUAAAAGUGAGAUGGUGCUGAAAUGGCUGAGGUGCCCCUGUGGAGCGGUUUGGGAACCAAAGUGGUGUUUGUCUAGCCGUCCAACCAGGUGUCUGUAACUUUUUGAAGAACAGAAGAAAUUCCUGUUAUUUUUUAUUCAUUGUUUGUAUUCUGAUUAAAUUGUGUUUUUCUCAGCAAACAUGCACUUCCUACCCAGAUAUUGUCUUAAACAUUUUCCUUGACUACCUAAGGCUUUUGCACAGCACUGUGUCAUAUAACAUAUUUAUAACAUGACCUAUGCUCUCUUACUUUUUAAAAUGUUAUAUUUUUUUUGGAAUCGCUGUUGAUCAAUGUGGUUUGUGUUCUGUACCACGAUUUUAUGCAUUUGGCAAAAAUAUUUAAACAAAAAAUGGACAUAACUGAAACAAUAGCAUGCAUGGCCUUCCGUGGUUGGGGCCGUCAAGUAAACACCACUUGGAAAUGCUGGUGAUGCUCUAUGGAAAGUGAAUAUACACAAAAUAAAAAAUUAGAAAUCA
This is a messenger RNA of Paramormyrops kingsleyae, 4492 nucleotides long. Its product is annotated as ankyrin repeat and SOCS box protein 13-like. NCBI's taxonomy places the organism in Eukaryota, Metazoa, Chordata, Actinopteri, Osteoglossiformes, Mormyridae. Gene Ontology annotation, biological process: protein ubiquitination; positive regulation of protein catabolic process. Gene Ontology annotation, molecular function: protein binding. The record is from RefSeq and is a predicted model, not a curated record.